AUGCAAGCUCCUGUUGCUGCAUCGUCGAGUUUCGAGGCGGAGCUUAUGGCUCUCCUUCGAGAGACACUAAAGAGGAUAAAUGCACAACUAUGGGAUGGAAUUCUUCUUCCUGAAACUAUGGAAAAACUCGUGGAGCUUCACAACUUGGAACACGUGUCUGAAUCUGACCUCACCACAUUGGUAUUCUUCGGCAUCGUUUGGUUCGUAAGAUUUGGUAUACUGAAAAGCAUGUUUGGAGCAAGUGGGAGGCUAGGCGAUUUUGGAUUAGCAAAGCUGUACACUCAUGGUCAGGUGCCUAGCACGACACGGGUUGAGGGGAUGUUGGGGUACUUGGCGCCCGAGGUGGUCACAUUGGCUUCCCCGACUGCAGCUAGUGAUGUUUAUAGCUUUGGUAUUGUGGUCAUGGAGGUGGCGUGUGGGCGGAAGCCUAUUGAGACGAGGGUGGAGGACGAGGAUCAGGAGGUGUUGAUAGAUUGGGUGAGGCAUAAAUAUGUAGAAGGGAGGAUCUUGAAAAGCGAGGAUUAA
Messenger RNA from Salvia splendens (bonfire salvia), 525 nucleotides. RefSeq names its product L-type lectin-domain containing receptor kinase S.1-like. The record is from RefSeq and is a predicted model, not a curated record. Gene Ontology annotation, molecular function: protein kinase activity; ATP binding. Bases 1 to 525 code for a protein of 174 amino acids. Gene Ontology annotation, biological process: protein phosphorylation. NCBI's taxonomy places the organism in Eukaryota, Viridiplantae, Streptophyta, Magnoliopsida, Lamiales, Lamiaceae. The transcript is spliced from 4 exons.